This is a messenger RNA of Durio zibethinus, 1118 nucleotides long. NCBI's taxonomy places the organism in Eukaryota, Viridiplantae, Streptophyta, Magnoliopsida, Malvales, Malvaceae. The record is from RefSeq and is a predicted model, not a curated record.
AUGAUGUCUAUUGCACACUUGCUAGCAUUGCUCCUUGGAGUGGUGGUUCUCACCACUCCCUCCCUUGGUACCUACGAGCCACCCAAUUAUGGGAAACCGCCUACUCCUGUUUACAAGCCUCCCGAGGUGAAGCCACCACCAAUUUAUAAACCUCCAAAGAAGCCAGAACCUAACCCACCCAAGCCCCCCGUAUAUGAACCUCCGAAGAAAGAGAAGCCAGAACCUAAGCCCCCAGUUUAUACACCUCCAAAGAAAGAGAAGCCAGAACCCAAGCCACCAGUAUAUGAACCUCCCAAGAAACCACCAGUUUAUGAGCCUAAGCCACCAAAGCCACCAGUUUAUGCACCACCGAAAAAAGAGAAGCCAGAACCCAAACCUCCAGUUUAUGAACCUCCAAAGAAGCCUCCAGUGUAUGAACCUAAGCCACCAAAGCCACCAGUUUAUGCACCUCCAAAGAAGGAGAAGCCAGAGCCCAAACCACCAGUGUAUGAACCUCCAAAGAAGCCUCCUGUGUAUGAACCUAAGCCACCAAAACCACCUGUUUAUGCACCUCCAAAAAAAGAGAAGCCAGAACCCAAGCCACCAGUAUAUGAACCUCCAAAGAAACCACCAGUAUACGAACCUAAGCCACCAAAGCCACCAGUUUAUGCACCUCCAAAGAAAGAGAAGCCAGAACCCAAACCACCAGUGUAUGAACCUCCAAAGAAGCCACCAGUGUAUGAACCUCCCAAGAAACCACCAGUGUACAAGCCACCAUAUGGUCACUAUCCAGGACACCCUCCAUUGGGGAAGCCUCAAUAGAAAGCCCCCAUCAGCUAGCCAUCUGAAUAACUGAGCUUCUAUGGCUAUAUAGAUAGAUCAGUACCUACAAAUAAGAGCUGCUGCCAACUCAUGCUUUAUUUUCACGUAUGUCAUGUAAUGAUGUUUUCUUGUAUGUCGUAUUUUAUGAGAAACCACUAGCUAGCGAGAAUGUUCGUGUCAGUACUGUUUGAAAUGUCUAUUCUAUAUCUUCUUGUUGCUCAAUGAGCAUAUCCUGAUUCAACUUAUAAGCCAAAUGCCAUCUGCAGGAGUUAUUAGUAACAGAUUUUUCUUGCAUUUCCAUGCAUGUGUCCCUUUUG